UAAAACUUAAAACCCGCUUCCCGAGUGCAGGUUUGCGCUGCGGACGAAAUUCGCUAGCCAAAGUCAUCCCACCGACACAGCGCUGUACGGUUCGGUUUUGGGAACGAUUGCAACGAUUGCGAGUAAAAAUUUAAAUUAUUUUGUGCCAGCUUCGUCCGUUCGUCAUCAUGAACGCGGUAUCAUGGGUCUUGUUCUGUGUGGUGGCAAUUUCGUCACAGACGCUGGCAACACCCGUAAAGAGAAACUCUGAAAUCGGUAUGGAGAUGGCGAGCUCGCUGGAGGAAGUUGGUGGCAACUUUGAAGGCGAUAUCGAUCUUACCAGCGAUCAGGAGAAGGCGGUUAAAUAUGGCUACACCGCUAUCAUUGGCGAAUCGUUCAAGUGGCCGAACAACAUCGUACCGUACGUGAUCGAUACAACAGCGUUCACUAUUAGCCAGCAGAACAGCAUUCUGUCCGCUAUUCAGCAGAUCGAGCUAGUUAGCUGCGUCCGCUUUAAGCCACGCACGACCGAAGCUGAUUACGUAAAAGUUAUGGGUGGCUACAGCGGCUGUUGGGCUAGUCUGGGUCGCCGUGGUGGUGCUCAGACGGUGAAUCUGCAACCGAACGGCUGCAUGUCCCGCGGGACGAUCAUCCACGAAUUCCUACAUGCGCUCGGGUUCGUGCACAUGCAGAGCGCCUCGGACCGUGACUUCUACGUGACGAUCAACUGGAGCGCAAUCCAGGCGGACAAGGCUUCCAACUUCGAUCGGUACGGUCCGACCGUGGUGGAUGACUUUGGCAUCCCGUACGAUUACGAGAGCGUGAUGCACUACGGUUCGACGGCGUUCACCUACAGCGGACAGCAAACGAUCGUACCGAAGACGAGUGGCGUUACGAUCGGGCAGCGUGUCGGCAUGAGCCUUAAGGACAUCAGGCGACUGAACGCUCUGUACCCGAACUGCUACUAAUUUCGGUACGGAUGAUUCGAUUGGGCGAAAAGAUCAAUUCAUACAGAAUGUAGGUUUAGUAACAGUGUUGUUCAGUUGUUUUCAGAUUCAUAUAAAUAUAGGAAGGUAUAUAAGGUUUUCGAGAGAUUAGCUUUUAGUUAAGCUUAAGUGACUAGACAGUAAUUAUUGAAGAUACAAGCAAAGCCUUGGAAACUUCUUUCAUUAAAGUACAACGUGCCGUCA
Molecule: messenger RNA, 1169 nt
Organism: Anopheles merus
Lineage: Eukaryota; Metazoa; Arthropoda; Insecta; Diptera; Culicidae
Product: astacin-like
Exons: 4
Coding region: 168-947 (259 amino acids)
Biological process (GO): proteolysis
Molecular function (GO): metalloendopeptidase activity; zinc ion binding
Source: RefSeq, a predicted model, not a curated record